Molecule: messenger RNA, 909 nt
Organism: Acanthosepion pharaonis
Lineage: Eukaryota; Metazoa; Mollusca; Cephalopoda; Sepiida; Sepiidae
Source: the annotation of a GenBank genome assembly
AUGUCAUUUGUGAAAAACCGUGUUCUGAUAACUGGUGCAUCUGGUUUAUUGGGUCGUGCUAUAAAAAAAGCUUUCUCUGCUCAACUGCAAUAUUGGGAAGUCCUUGGAACAGCAUUUUCUCGAGCAAAUGGAGAUCUCAUAAAGUUGGACUUGAACCAGAAAAGCGAAGUUUUGAAAACUGUUCAAAAUUUUAAGCCUCAUGUAAUUAUCCAUUGUGCUGCCGAGAGACGUCCUGAUGUUGUAGAAUAUCAAGCAGCAGCUACUUACCAACUGAAUGUAGAGGCAACAAAAACAAUGUGUGAAGCAGCAGUUGAAUGCAGUUCCUGGUUACUUUAUAUCAGUACCGACUAUGUAUUUGAUGGCAAAGAACCUCCUUACCAAGUAGAUGCCCAGCCCCAUCCUUUGAACAAAUAUGGCCUCUCCAAGCUGCAAGGAGAAGAGAUUGUUAAAAAGAAUCAUGCGGAAUUUGCUAUUCUUCGUGUGCCAAUUUUGUAUGGACAAAUAGAGAAUUUAGAAGAAAGUGCAGUGACAAUUUUAUGGAAAAAUAUCAGAAAUGCAGUCUCUUGCAAAAUGUCUGACUAUGAGCGUCGCUAUCCAACCCACACUGAUGAUGUAGCAUCUGUUAUUCUUGCCAUGACAGAAAGGAAAGUCAAAGGGGAAAAUAUGGGUGGAAUAUUUCAUUGGAGUGGAGAUGAAAAUAUGACAAAGUAUGAUAUGGCUAUUGCAAUGAGAAGUGUAUUUUCCCUCAGUCCUGAUCACAUUAUUGCUGAUAAAACUGUUUGUACUGGAGCACCUCGACCUUACAAUGCCCACCUUAGUUCUGACCGACUUGAGAAUAUGGGAAUCAAACCAAAGCGGACUCCAUUUAAACAGGGAAUCAAAGCUGUUCUUCAGCCAUAUGUGAACUGA